AUGGCAGAAGUUUUUCCCUCCAUUAUUGUUCUUGGAAUCAUUGAGCAUUUGGAAGCGCAGACGGUGAAAAAGUCGGGAUUAUUAUGGUCCUGUGUCAAAGAUUUUGAAAAGCUGAAGCUCAUUGUUUUAGAAUUACAACCUCUGCUUCUGGAUGCCGAGGAGGAACAAGCCGGAAACCAUGAAACCAAAUUCUCGCUCGCGAAGCUGACAGAUAUCUUAUAUGAAGUGGACGACUUGCUGGAUGAUUUAUCCACCAGAGCUCUUCGGAUGACCCGAAAUAAGAAGGCAAAACAGGUGUGCAUCUUCUUUUCCAAAUCGAAUCAACUUGCAUUUAACCGUAGAAUGGGUCCUAAGAUUAAGACUAUUCUAAACAAUUUAGAUCACAUUGCAAACUACAUGAGGAAGUUUCAUUUAGAGGGAGGCCAUGGAAAGAUACCAGUAGAAGAGAAUAGGGAGAGGGAUCAUAAUGCUUUUUGUCCCGAUGAAGUACUUAUUGGUAGAGAUGAGCAUAAAAAGGCAGUUGUUGACUUUUUAAUGGACUCCAAUGUUGAGGAGAACGUUUCAAUACUUCCGAUUGUUGGAACCGGAGGUACGGGAAAGACAACACUAGCUCAGUUCGCAUUCAAUCACGAGAAAAUCCAAAAAUAUUUCCAGCUAAAAAUGUGGGUGGAUGUCAUGUCAUGUGUCUCUAGUGAUGACGUUGAUAAGGUUAAAAAUAUUUUUGAAAAAAUCCUAGAAUCUGCCGGAAAUGAGAAAGUAGAUUUUGGAAAAGUAAUUUUUGGUAAGAAGUACCUACUUGUCUUGGAUAAUGUGCGCAUCAUUGAUAGUGAAGGAUGGUCACGCUUGAAACCACAUCUAAUCGGUGGUGCAAGAGGCAGCAAAAUUUUAGUAACUGCACGUAGUGAAGAGGUUGCCAAGAUUAUGUGCAGAGUUAAACCAUAUUACUUGAGAGGUUUAGAUGAAGAUGACUCAUGGUAUUUAUUUAAACGGAUGGCGUUUAAAAAUGGGCAAGAGCCAGACAAUGAGGACGGAAUUGUGAAUAUUGGAAAGGAGAUUGUGAGAAAAUGUGAAGGUGUCCCUCUCAUCAUAAAAACAAUUGGAAGGUUAUUGUAUUUCAAAAAUUCAGAAAUAGAGUGGUUUUCUUUUAUGAAUAAUGAACUUUCAAGAAUACGUCUAAAUAUUGAAGAAGGAUACAUCUUAGCAACUCUUAAGUUGAUUUACGAUCAACUUCCGCAGCACUUGAAACAAUGUUUUGCUUAUAGUUAUUUAUUUCCAAAGAAUUACGAGAUUGAUAAAUCAACACUGAUUAAUCUUUGGAUAGCACAAGGAUUUAUAAAGUCGUCAAAUGAAGAUGAUGAAUGCCUUGAAGAUGCUGGUCAUGAAUACUUUAUGGAUUUAAUUUCAAGAUAUUUCUUUGAAAAAGUCACAACAGAUUGGUCGGGUGAAGUCACUAGCUGCAAACUGAAUGACCUCAUGCAUGAUCUUGCUAUGUUGAUUGCAGGAUCGUCAGUAACCCGUAUGUUUAACGUUCCUCUUAGUAUUAAAUAUGAAAGGGACAUAGUUAACAAGAGCACUCGUCAUCUAUGGGUUGGUUACGAUAUACAAAAUAGCUCAUAUCUCGCAUAUUCAGUUUCUAAAGCAAAAUGUAGAAUCCGAACAUUUCUUUCACCAUGUUACAUUGAGCCUGAGUACAUGACAGAAUUUGAUGCAAUUUUUUCAAGCUUCAAAACAUUGCGCGCAUUGCAAUUGGGUAGUAGAAACCUAGAUGGUUUAUCGUCAAGCUCGUUUUGUAAGUUGAAGAGUUUAAGAUAUCUUGAUCUUUCUGGAAUUAACAUGAUGAAGAAGUUACCAGAUUCUAUAACCAGCUUGCAGAAUUUGCAGACGUUAAAACUGUGCAAUUGUGGUUGGCUUGAAGAAUGGCCGAGAGACUUUUCAAGAUUAGUCAACCUCAGGCAUCUUGACUUCAAUGGAUGUUGGAAACUGACUUAUAUGCCACGUGGAUUGGGGCAAUUGACUAAACUUCGGUCAUUAUCAGACUUCCUGGUAUCCCCCCAGCUGGAUUCUCUCAACAAGCAUAGUGGUGGACUAAAUGAAUUAAAGGGACUAAAUAACCUAAGAGGUGAUUUACAGAUUAGAAAUUUGGGAUGUGGGAAAGAUGAUGUUAAAGAUUACAAGGGUGCAAAUUUGAGGGAGAAAGAAAAGAUUCGUUCUCUAAAAUUAUAUUGGGACGAUUCAUUUGGGUUGAGCUAUGAUGCCUCUGCUGAAUUAGAAAAAUUGGAAGAAUUAGAACCUCACAGAAAUCUUAAAAAGGCUUGAAUUAAGCGGUUACAGAG
Molecule: messenger RNA, 2333 nt
Organism: Juglans regia (Persian walnut)
Lineage: Eukaryota; Viridiplantae; Streptophyta; Magnoliopsida; Fagales; Juglandaceae
Product: putative disease resistance protein RGA4
Exons: 1
Coding region: 1-2316 (771 amino acids)
Biological process (GO): defense response to other organism
Molecular function (GO): ADP binding
Source: RefSeq, a predicted model, not a curated record